AUGCAGUCCAAAGUCGCCGCCCUUCUCCUCGCCGCCGGCACCGUUGCCGCUCUCGGUGACCGCAAGCGUGCUACGGCCCAUGGCGUCGGCGCAAUGGGCACCGAGAUGGGCCCGGUCGCUUUCCUGUGGCCUGCCGACCGCCCCUGGUCCGCUGGGGCCGACAACACUGAGCCUUGCGGAAGCACCCAGGGUGUUGGCAACCGGACCCCUUUCCCUCUCUCCGCUGGUGCCGUGUCUCUCUCCAUCGCUACCGAUGCCUACGAUGUUGAGUUUAGCGUGUCCUAUGCCAAAGACCCCAAGAGCAACAGCGACUUUACCCAAAAGGCCGUCCCAUCGUCGAUUGACAAGAUCGUAGCGGGCCACCAGUGCUACAAGGUGAACGCGCCGCCGAGCACUGUCAAGGCCGGUGACGAUGCCACCAUCCAGCUCAAGUACCGGUCCAAGUAUCCCAGCGAGAACAACGGCAACGACCAGACGUUUUACGCCUGCGCCGACAUUCAAUACGUCGAGACUAGCCUCUUCAAAACCGCCAUCCCCUGCUUCAACGUGACCUCGGACGAGUUCACGGCCCCAGAGACGUCCAGCACCCCCGUGGCCCCCGCCACCAACUCGCAGUCCUCAGCCGGCCUGACCACCGGCGCCAUUGCCGGCAUCGCCGUUGGCACUAUUGUCGGCUCGCUGGCGGUUGUCGGGGCCAUCGCCUUCUUCGUCUUUAAGAAGCGCCGUUCUGGAGCCGCCAGCAACGCCGAGACCGUCCUGCCCGUGUCCAAGAACAACAUGGAGACCGCCUCGGUCUCGUCGGCGCUUCGCCGCUAG
This is a messenger RNA of Pyricularia pennisetigena, 816 nucleotides long. RefSeq lists its product as uncharacterized. Bases 1 to 816 code for a protein of 271 amino acids. Lineage: Eukaryota; Fungi; Ascomycota; Sordariomycetes; Magnaporthales; Pyriculariaceae. The record is from RefSeq and is a predicted model, not a curated record. The transcript has 4 exons.